AUGUCUGCUAGUGCUAAUAGAACCAAAGAAGAUGGUAUUGAAUCACGAAGAGACUUAGAAGUUGAUAAUUCAUCAAGCGGAUCGAUGAAACUUCACGAUCUAAGUCCAUUGAGCAAAUCUAAAAAAGGUAGCACGACAAAUAGCACCAAAGAUUUAUCAAAAACGCCAAAUACUGAAUUAAAAUUAAACGAAGAAGAAGAAUAUGAAGAGGAUGACGAAGAUAAUGAAGUAGAAAUUUCACAAAGUUAUACUGAAACUACAGAAAAUUCAUUCAAUCAAUUCGAUUUUACAAACCCAUCAUCAAUUUUGAAAUUUAAAUAUCGAUCUAUCUCGGCAACUUUAAUUAGAGCAAUAAAUCUUUUCAGAAACUCACAUAAGCUUGGAAAUAUCGGAGAAAGUCCUCUUUUAAGUAAACUUGCUAUGAAACACUCUUUAGCAAUGGCAAAAGGUGAGACAAAAUUUUCUGCGGCGCCCGUUAGAAGCGAAGUUUUAAGUCAGCCUUUCGCAAACUUUUACGCUCAUGUUACCAAAAGUGAUUCACCCAAUCACGCUUUUCUCGAUGUUGCCAAUGAAUGGGCAACUGAUCCAAACUUGUCAAAAGCACUUCUUUCCAAGAUCAAUGUUGUUGGAGUCGGAAUGGCAUCUAACAAGAAGAUAUCCUUCUUUACAGUUAUCUGCGCAGUCAAGUCAUAUAUUGGAAAUUCUCAAUUAGUUGGAGAUGAACUCAGAAGUGUAUUACUUGGAAAUCGCUGCAUUCAAUUAGUCAACAAAAUAAGAAAAGAUUUCGACUUACAAACAUAUUUGUACGAUGAUUAUCUUUCAAUGCACGCUUACAAGUUCUGUCAGGCUGAUCACACCAAGAUUACUCAAAAAUUCAUGUCUUCUCGUUUCAAUGAUGUAUCCAAUAUUCAUGUAGAUUUUGGACAGGUUGAUUUUGAAAAAGCAAAUCCAAAAUCAAUCGUUGAAGAAUGGAUGCAUCAGACGCAGCAUCCGAUUGCAAUUCUUGGUGAGUUCAAUCGUAUUGGAAUUGGCUUCUGUCUCAAGAAGAAUAAGCUUUGUUCUGUGAGAAUUGUAACUCGUUCACUACACGCUUCUUUAAUUGAUGGUAGCGAAGUUCUUGUUGAUAACCAUAUACUUGCCAAGCAUGUUGCAGAAGAAAUGAAUGAUUUCCGCGAGCAACACUCUUUGGCUAGAUUAAAUUUAGAUGACGAUCUCUUCAAAUUUGCUCAGAUACACUCUGAAUAUAUAGCAAAUGGAUCUGAAGGUACAAAUCCAAUAGAAGAUGAUUUUUACCAAAAUAUUAUUGAACCUCGCUACAAAUUAAGUGAUAUAAGUCAUACAACAUGCCGUGAAAUGUCUAGAGCCCCAAAGGAGGUUAUGAAGAAAUGGAGAAAUAAUACUGAUUGCGUAUCUGUUGUUUUAAACCUUGUUGAUGAUAUUGGUGUAGGCCUUUGUUUCGAUGAGGACUAUGUUUGCCAUGUUACUGUGAUUAUCGCAGAUAAAGGUGGCGAAAAAGAGGUUGUUAAUAAGAUUGUCAGCUUAUAA
Trichomonas vaginalis G3 is the source of this 1545-nucleotide messenger RNA. RefSeq names its product protein-related family. The transcript has a single exon. NCBI's taxonomy places the organism in Eukaryota, Parabasalia, Trichomonadida, Trichomonadidae. The record is from RefSeq and is a predicted model, not a curated record. The coding region runs from base 1 to 1545 and encodes 514 amino acids.